This is a messenger RNA of Panicum virgatum (switchgrass), 858 nucleotides long. RefSeq lists its product as uncharacterized. Bases 81 to 629 code for a protein of 182 amino acids. NCBI's taxonomy places the organism in Eukaryota, Viridiplantae, Streptophyta, Magnoliopsida, Poales, Poaceae. The record is from RefSeq and is a predicted model, not a curated record. The transcript is spliced from 2 exons.
CUCUCCCUAGCCUAGAGCUAGCACGCAGGUCAUCACCAACGUUAACAUAUAUAGCCUAGCCAGCAGCUAGACAAUAUCCAAUGGUGCCCAAGUGGCUCGUCCUCCUCGCCACUCUCCUCCUCCUCCUCGCCGCCGCCGUCGGCCAGGUGCGCGGCGAUCCGCCGGUGGGCGUGCUUAUUCCUAACAACGUUACCGUCAUCAUCUCCGGCGUAGUGCCGUGCAGCAACGGGAGCAACAUCGACGUCGCGGCGGUCCCGCAGUUCGCCGGCGCCACCGUUGAGGCGGUAGUAUGCGACGGCAACGUGGUGGGCACCGCGACGACGGACGCCGCCGGGAACUUCACCAUCGACCUGGGCCCUGUCAGUACCGUCCUGGAGGAGCUCGUGCUCUGCCUGCGCAACCGGUGCAGUGCGGCGGUGACGACCCCGCUGGCCACCUGCAACGCGUCCCUGGGCGGCGGGACGCUGACCGCGACGCUGCAGUUCCUGCAGGCCCGCCACACCACCAUCACCGAUAGGUUCGCAACCAGCGACGACGUCACGUUUAUCUUAUCCAAUGGCUUGUUCAACAUCGACGUCGUCAGCAGCGGCAUCCUCUUCGUCUCCCCCGGGCUCUUCUCAGCCUACUAAAUCCUCGGCUGGAGCUGCAUGCAUAUCGGCCCGGGUGGUGGCCGUAGCCCGUACCCAUUCACGACGCCAGCAUCAAGUAAACAAGUACCAGUACGAAACUGCGAAUAAAUAAAUCAGCAUGCAGCUAACAAUUCGGGCAUGGUAUGUAACGGAAUGUAACGCGAUCAGGCGUGAUCCCUCUCUUUUGUUGUCUCUCAUCGUCGGUUGUGAAAAACAUACUUAUACUACA